Messenger RNA from Artibeus jamaicensis (Jamaican fruit-eating bat), 4238 nucleotides. RefSeq names its product neuronal tyrosine phosphorylated phosphoinositide-3-kinase adaptor 1 (gene NYAP1). The transcript has 6 exons. The record is from RefSeq and is a predicted model, not a curated record. The coding region runs from base 1039 to 3564 and encodes 841 amino acids. Gene Ontology annotation, biological process: phosphatidylinositol 3-kinase/protein kinase B signal transduction; neuron projection morphogenesis. NCBI's taxonomy places the organism in Eukaryota, Metazoa, Chordata, Mammalia, Chiroptera, Phyllostomidae.
UGUGUUUGGGGGAAGGGAAACCAGGCAGGUAUGGAGGCCGCAGCUCGAAAGGUAGCUACGGGGCCAGGCUGGAGACACUGGGGUGGGAUUGAGGGGCGGGGACUGAAAGAGGGUAGCUAGGAGCUUCCCAGAUCCUGGAGAAGGAAGAAGAUGGUUUGGGCCAUCAGUGAGGGAAGCGGAGACCAUCGCUGAGGAGCCAGGACGCAGGAUGAGGGGUGGACCGAGGCCCGGGCCCAGGCGAACAACUGGAAGGGCCCUAGGGCGGCAGGGGAUGGAGGUAUUUGGAUGGUGGUAUUGUAGAUUCCCAACUCAGAGUGCCCCCUCCCUUUUCCCAGCAUCCCAACCCUGCCCUCAUGACACCCCCAGCCUCAGGGCCCAAGAUGGGAUUAGGAGUCUGACUGUCUCCCCCUUCCCCAGUAGGGUGCAAUGUACGCAUGUAGACCUGGGCACAACUCCUUGUCCAGUGCGGUGCAGCCUAUUGGUGUAUGUCUGUCUGGAGGUCUGUGGGUGCUGUGGGUGUGUCGAGUGUUUAUGUCUGUGUGUGUCUGCCUGUUCCUAGGUUGUGUUUACCUAUGCUGAUCUAUGUAUCUGGUCCUCUGUGUGUAGGUGUGGGUCUAUGGCCCUGGGGUUUGUGUGUCUGAAGGUGUGUUUGUUGGGCCUGUGUGGUGGAUCAGGAUGUAUUCACAGGGUGAUAGUCUCUGUUGUUCUUAUCUCUCCAGAGUGUGUAUUUGUGGCUCUGAACACCUUUGUCAGACCGUGUGACUCUGUGUACAAAUGUCCAUCUGUGUCUGUGGGCCCUAAAAGGCUAUGUUUGGUUUUUUGUCCCUCCAUUUGUUUUCUCCCUGUGAGGACUCAAGUCAUGUCUCUCUUCCUCUUCCCCACCCCUCUCUUGUUCCUGUCCCCCAACCCACCCCACAUCUUUCUUUUUUUUUCCCUUCCCAUCCCCCCACCAAGUGGAUCCGGGACCCAGGGAGGGCCGCCCCCCGGGCCUGGUGGUGCUGAGCAGGGCCCCUCAGCCCCCACCUUCUGUCUCACGACAUGAACCUCCUCUACCGAAAAACCAAGCUGGAGUGGAGGCAGCACAAGGAGGAGGAGGCCAAGAGGAGCUCCAGUAAGGAGGUGGCGCCUGCAGGCCCAGUAGGGCCCGGGGCUGGCCCAGGGCCUGGGGUUCGAGUUCGGGACAUCGCCUCUCUGCGCCGCUCCCUCAGGAUGGGCUUCAUGACAAUGCCAGCCUCCCAGGAGCACACCCCCCAUCCCUGCCGCAGCGCGAUGGCCCCUCGCUCUCUCUCCUGCCACUCUGUGGGCAGCAUGGACAGUGUGGGGGGUGGGCCUGGGGGAGGUGGUGGGGGUCUCACCGAGGAUAGCAGCACACGAAGACCCCCAGCCAAGCCCCGGAGACACCCCAGCACCAAGCUCAGCAUGGCAGGGUCCAGCACAGAGACGCCCCCUAGCAAGAAGGCAGGCUCACAAAAGCCAGCCCCAGAGAGCCAAGAGUCUAGCCGGAAGGUUCCUCCACAGAAGCCCAGGCGAAGCCCCAACACUCAGCUCUCUGUCUCCUUUGAUGAGUCCUGUUCCCCAGCCCCCUCUCCUCGAGGGGGAAACCUGCCCCUUCAGCGCCUCAAUAGAGGGUCCAGCAUUGCUGGGGACCCUGAGGUGGGUUCCCAAGAAGAAGAGCCAGUGUACAUCGAGAUGGUGGGGGAUGUCUUCAGGGGAGGAGGGAGAAGUGGAGGGGGCCUGACUGGUCCCCCUCUUGGGGGUGGGGGCCUGACCCCUCCAGCUGGCGCUGACUCAGACUCAGAAGAGAGUGAGGCCAUAUAUGAGGAGAUGAAAUAUCCGCUGCUUGAAGAGGCAGGGGAAGGCCGAGCCAACGGGGCCCCUCCACUGACUGCCACCUCCUCGCCGCACCAGCCUCAUGCCCUCCAGCCCCACAUUCACCACCGUCCAGCCUCAGCCCUCCCAAGUCGGAGGGAUGGGACACCCACCAAGACCACACCUUGUGAAAUCCCCCCGCCCUUCCCUAACCUCCUCCAGCAUCGUCCUCCACUUCUGGCCUUCCCUCAGCCCAAGUCUGCUUCCCGAGCCCCUGGCGAUGGGGUCUCGAGGCUACCAGUGCUCUGCCACUCCAAGGAGCCAGCUGGCUCCACCCCAGCUCCCCAAGUGCCUGCCCGAGAGCGGGAGACGCCUCCCCUACCGCCUCCGCCUCCUGCUGCCAACUUGCUGCUGCUGGGACCCUCGGGCCGCGCCCGGAGCCACUCGACACCGCUGCCACCCCAGGGCUCUGGCCAGCCCCGGGGGGAGCGGGAGCUCCCCAACUCCCACAGCAUGAUCUGCCCCAAGGCGGCAGGGGCGCUGGCAGCCCCUCCUGCCCCGGCCACGUUGCUCCCCGGCCCCCCCAAGGACAAGGCCGUGUCUUACACCAUGGUGUACUCGGCAGUCAAAGUGACCACCCACUCCGUCCUGCCAGCUGGGCCUCCCUUGGGUGCUGGGGAGCCAAAGACAGAGAAGGAGAUCUCAGUCCUCCAUGGGAUGCUGUGCACCAGCUCGAGGACCCCCAUACCUGGGAAAUCCAGCCCCCACAGUGGAGGCAUGAGUGCAGCAGCUGGGGUUCUCCACCACCGAAGCUGCCUGGCCUCCCCACACAGCCUUCCGGACCCAACUUCAGGCCCCCUGACCCCCCUCUGGACCUACCCAGCUUCAGCAGCUGGGCUCAAGAGACCCCCUGCCUAUGAAAGCCUCAAGGCUGGGGGGGUGCUGAAUAAGGGCUGUGGAAUGGGGGCCCCAUCCCCCAUGGUCAAGAUCCAGCUGCAGGAGCAAGGGACUGAUGGAGGUGCCUUUGCCAGUAUCUCCUGUGCCCACGUCAUCGCCAGUGCAGGGACACCAGAAGAGGAAGAAGAGAUGGGUGCCGCAACAUUUGGGGCAGGCUGGGCUCUGCAGCGGAAGGUCCUAUAUGGAGGAAGGAAGGCAAAAGAGCUGGACACAGAGACUGAAGACAAUGCCAGGUCCUGGAAUGGCAGUGCCGAGGGCCCAGCCAAGGUGGAGCGUGAGGACCGGGGUCCUAUGGCAUCAGGGAUCCCAGUGAGGAGCCAGGGGGCAGAGGGCCUGCUGGCCAGGAUCCACCAUGGAGGGGACCGAGCAGGGAUCCGCACAGCGCUGCCCACACCCUGCCAGACCUUUCCGGCCUGCCACCGAAAUGGAGACUUCACAGGAGGCUACCGCCUGGGUCGCUCUGCCUCCACCUCCGGAGUCCGGCAGGCCGUGCUCCACACUCCCCGGCCCUGCAGCCAGCCCCGGGAUGUCCCGAGCCAGACCCACCCUGCACUGCCGCUGCCCCUGCAGCCCCAGCCGUCCCGAGAGAGAGAGCGUGACGGCAAGCUGCUGGAAGUGAUCGAGCGCAAGCGCUGCGUGUGCAAAGAGAUCAAGGCUCGACACCGCCCUGACCGGGGCCUCUGCAAGCAGGAGAGCAUGCCGAUACUCCCCAGCUGGAGGCGGGGGCCGGAGCCCCGCAAGUCUGGCACUCCGCCCUGCCGCAGGCAGCACACCGUCCUCUGGGACACUGCCAUCUGAGGAAGGCGGGAGGCCAGGGCACUGGGACCUGGGAGCGGGGCGGGGUCUCUGAGAGACUUGCCUUGAAAGAGGGACACUUGAAGAACCAGGUGAGAGAGAGAGCCAGGGAGAAUCCCUGCCCUCCAUCAAAGAUGGGGAGUCUGCCAGGCCCACUGGGCUUGGGAUGCCAGCAGCAUCCCCAGAAAUCUGGGGGAGACAGAGGGUUUGCUUGAGGUUGGGAGUAAGGCCCUUGCUGCUCCCCUCCUCCUGAGAGGGCAAAGGCCAAGCCAGAGGUCAGCAUGGGGGAGGAGGGAUGGGGAACAGGUCAAUUGAAAGAGAGGGACUAGAGAGUGAGAGAUGAAGGAGCUCUUAUAGAGUCGGGUACUGGGGAGGGCGUAUUUAUUUUGUUAUUUAUUUUAGUUUAGAGGGCAAUUCUGAGCCCUCUGACCUACUCCUGAGCAAAGGGUGGGGAGAAGUUAGCAAUUAAGGGACCCACAGUUGUACUCUCCCCAAUGCCUAAAGGCCCCACCAUCCAUGCCUGCCCCAAAGCAAGGGAUUGGUCUGGAGGGCAGCAGAUUCAUUCACAGUAUUUACAAGUCAGAAUCUGGUAGUGAGCGUGGCCUGCUGUGAAACAGGCAUCUUAUUUAGCUCUGGAGUGAGGAUAUGGCACCAGGGACGGGUGGGAUGAUGGGGAA